CAAACCACUAAUGGUCCCGUCACGGGCCCCCUGCGUGCUCUGACAAGACUCGGACUUGCCCCGCCCUUUUGCUGUCACACAUCGGCGAAAUGGGCGGAGUGGCCUCCGCUAUAAGGCCAGAAAGGCCUAGAGGCCAGCGCGUUGUGCUCCAUACCUCUAUCCCCUCGGUCCAAACGCAUGGGGAACAAUCGAGGAUGUGCGGAGCAGCCGACAUGCGCCUUUUACUGCAACUGCAAUCAAUUAGGUUUGAUCAGGAUAAUGGUCUGGAGACCAUAGGAGAGACAGGCAACAUUAUCCUCGAAGCGAGGAUACAGGGCGAGGUGAGGACGAAACUCUGUGGAGCUCUGCCACUUGCAGACGCUCUUAUCGACAUGAGACCAUCUUGCUACGACAUCUUGGAGCUUCCUGUCUACCUAGACCUCGUACCUGCUAUUGGAGCGAUCCUCGAGCUCUUCCUCUUGCAUGAAGAUUCUGCCAAGACGAAAACGAUUCUUAGUAUGGUCGCUCUGGAGCCGGGCCAGUGGGUCUUAGAGAGUGACAUCAUCGGUAGCUGGCCCGACCCAGGUUUGCAUUCAUGCCGAGCACCAGGUACAACAGUGCUGGAGCGUCUUCACACUAAACUCACCGAAACACAACAUUCCGUGUGAAAUCAUCAUGAUGGUAAUGUUUGCGCCUCCUGCACUUCGAAGCCAAGCAAACUUUGGGGAAGUAUAUCGAAAGCUAAGGGAUAGCAACUCCGCGCGAGUCGACCCACCCAUUACCGACCCGAUCAUGUUUCCUGACUGGGUUCGAGCUUACCUCGACCACACAGUGCCUCCCACACCAAGCCAGUCGAUCCCACCUCACGACGCCGUGGAUGCUUGCGUGGGCCCGAGACUGGUCUCAGUUGGCAGUCCCUACGGAGGGCAUCGGGUCGUGCGGGUCGCGGAAAACGUUCUGGUGAAAGCCAACAUGCCUUAUGCGUCGUCCGAAGCAAGCACUAUGCGGUAUGUCGCCGCCAGGACUUCAAUACGCAUUCCACGCUUCUUCGGCGGAGACCAGACUCGCAUCAUGAUGGAGGAAGUCGGUGGAUGCAAUCUGGACACGUAUAUCGCACGUAUGACCCCAACGCAAUUGCACGAACUCAGCCAUCUGCUAAAGCGAUAUCUUGAUGAUCUACACGGCCUGAAAUUUCACAACGCACAGCUGGGCCAAGUCGAUGGGCAACCAUUCCGCAACCAGACUUUCGGUGUCGGUGUCCUCCCAAGUGACGCUUUCCAGAGUUUACAGGCUUUCAAUGAGUGGCUGGAUCCGCUUCUUGUUGAAGCUCUUGGAUCGCAAGGUGCGGCAGAUGUGAUCGCGCGACUGCCGAAAAUGGACGGUAGAUUCCUCAUUCACGGAGACCUCCAGCCAAAAAAUAUUAUGGUACACUUCUCUAACCCCGACUCGUCCCGUUCCUCCAUGGAGAUCGCCAUAAUUGAUUGGGGAAGCGCGGCGAUAUUCCCUUCUCGAAGCUGGGAAUGGGCAGGCAUGGUUUGGGGGAUUGGAGAGAUGGACUAUGGUGGAAAGUGGCAUGUUGUGCUACGAACCAUCUGCCCAGAUCUGGGUGAAGCGAAGUCUCCACUCAGGCAUGAGGUCGAUGCGGUAUUGAAGGUACGGGGUGCUCUCUCUUCAUUUUCGUGAAUGUCAAAUUUGUUGUAAGUAAUGUAAUGUACAAUGACAUAUGAUGGUAAU
Dacryopinax primogenitus is the source of this 1713-nucleotide messenger RNA. RefSeq lists its product as uncharacterized. The record is from RefSeq and is a predicted model, not a curated record. NCBI's taxonomy places the organism in Eukaryota, Fungi, Basidiomycota, Dacrymycetes, Dacrymycetales, Dacrymycetaceae. The transcript has 4 exons. The coding region runs from base 655 to 1662 and encodes 335 amino acids.